AUGCCUCAAGUUUUUGCCCUCCCCGUCUUCUUCAUCGUCUUCAGAGAGACGUUGGAAACCACUAUCGUCGUCUCAAUCCUGCUAUCCUUCCUCAAGCAGCAGCUGGGCCCAGAUCGAGACAAGACCGUCUAUAAGAAACUGCGCAACCAGAUCUGGUACGGCGUCUUGGUGGGGUUCGUGUUAUGUCUGAUCAUAGGCUGCGGCAUGAUCGGCGCCUUCUAUGGCAUCGGCACCAACACCUGGGGCACCACCGAGGACGUCUGGGAGGGUGUCUUUGCGCUCAUUGCCUCCAUCAUCAUUGCCAUCAUGGGUGCCGCUCUGCUGCGCGUCUCCAAAAUGCAGGCCAAAUGGAGGGUCAAGCUGGCCAAGGCCCUGGAAGCCAAGGACAACAGACACGGCAAACUCAGUGGCCGCAUCAAGAGCUGGGCCGAGAAGUAUGCCAUGUUCCUCCUUCCCUUCAUCACCAUUCUGCGCGAGGGGAUCGAGGCCAUCGUCUUCAUUGGGGGCGUCAGUCUCGGUGUCCAGGCCAGCUCUAUUCCGCUGCCCACAGUCUGCGGUCUCGCUGCUGGGUGCGCCGUGGGCUUCAUCAUCUACAAGGGUGGCAACAUGGCUCCCCUGCAGAUCUUCCUCAUUGCGAGCACCUGCUUCCUCUACCUCGUCGCGGCCGGUCUCUUUUCUCGGAGCAUCUGGUACUUCGAAACUCACGCCUACAACAGGGCUAGUGGGGGCGACGCCGCCGAGAACGGCUCCGGCCCGGGGUCAUAUGACAUCCGGGACAGCGUCUGGCACGUGAACUGCUGCAACCCGGUGUUGAACGGCGGCGGUGGCUGGGGCAUCUUCAACGCCCUCUUGGGCUGGCAGAACAGCGCCACCUACGGCAGCGUCAUCGGAUACAACGUGUUCUGGAUCGUCGUCAUGGCGGGCUUUGUCCUGCUGAGGUUCAAGGAGACUAAGGGCCACUACCCCUUUAUGAAAUCCAGGGCCGCCACCGAUGUCGCAGUCACCGAGGAGAGAUCCAGUGACGGCGAGUCGAGCGGCUUCGGCCCGGCUGAGGAGAAGGUGGUCGUAGGUGCCAACCCGAAAGCGGCCCGUGGCCAUGCGUGA
Molecule: messenger RNA, 1104 nt
Organism: Fonsecaea erecta
Lineage: Eukaryota; Fungi; Ascomycota; Eurotiomycetes; Chaetothyriales; Herpotrichiellaceae
Exons: 2
Coding region: 1-1104 (367 amino acids)
Biological process (GO): iron ion transmembrane transport
Cellular component (GO): plasma membrane; high-affinity iron permease complex
Molecular function (GO): ferrous iron transmembrane transporter activity
Source: RefSeq, a predicted model, not a curated record